GCUGAUGUUGAUAUAGAGGAUUUGGGGUUCAAUUCUUUUUGGAAAAAGGGAGAUUCCAAGGAAGUGAAAGUAUACACACACAUCUGGAUCACUGAGAUGGAAGUUGAGGAAUGGACAGACUAAAUGGCUUGCAAGUGACACUUGAGAGGGAACAGGUCCCUUCUUAAAGGCACAAAUGCAAUCAGUAAACUUAGCAGCAAAUUCUUAUUAUGUGCCAGAAUCCGAUUCCAGGUUUUACUUGAACUUUGGUGCCGCUGUCAGUGAGGUGGAGAUUGAUGUUCUGACCGGAGAGACUGCCAUUUUGCAGUUGGAUAUUAUUUAUGACUGUGGGCAGAGCUUGAAUCCAGCUGUUGAUUUGGGACAGAUUAAAGGGGCUUUCGUACAAGGAAUCGGAUUUUUCAUGCUCAAAGAAUAUCUUACAAACGAAGAUGGGUUAAUGGUCUCAAAUAGCACUUGGACAUACAAGAUCCCGACAAUUGACACCAUAACUCAGAAUUUCAAUGUUCCUGUGGUAAACAGUGGACAUCACAAAAAACGUGUUCUCUCGUCUAAAUCAUACAAGUUGUUGAAUCUUAACUUGAUUACUCUUUUGGCAGGAUCUGGUGAACCGCCUUUGCUUCUAGCUGCUUCGGUCCAUUGUGCAACAAGAGCAGCCGUUAAAGCAGCACGUGAACAGCUCAAACUAUGGGGCAAGCUCGACGGGUCUGUUUCAGAAUUCCAUCUGGAUGUCCCCGCCAUAUUACCCGUUGUAAAGACACAGUGUGGCCUGGAUUAUGUGGAGAAAUACUUGGAAAGUUUGCUGUCUUAGAAAUCUAACUAAAAGUGCUUCAACAUGUCUCAAAUGAUAUGAAAUAUGUUGCUUGGACUCUCAAAAAUGUUGCCUCUGCCGUGUUGGUUCCUCAAAAAAUGCACUACUUUUGGACGCCGGCACCCGGGUAUAGACAUUUAAUACUUGUUUUUCCUUAAAUCUUCUUAAAGCAUUUGAACUGUUCUGUUUAUAGAAAAUGUGUGAUCUAAAGGUUCUUUGUAAUUCUGUCAAUAUCAGUGUAAAUUUAGAUUGUACAACAAUAAAAAUGAUAUUGUAUUGAACUGAAUGAUUAAUGGAGAAACAAAGAGGAUUGUGAUGCAAGUGA
Messenger RNA from Solanum dulcamara, 1133 nucleotides. RefSeq names its product indole-3-acetaldehyde oxidase. The record is from RefSeq and is a predicted model, not a curated record. The coding region runs from base 176 to 808 and encodes 210 amino acids. The transcript is spliced from 6 exons. Gene Ontology annotation, molecular function: oxidoreductase activity; iron ion binding. NCBI's taxonomy places the organism in Eukaryota, Viridiplantae, Streptophyta, Magnoliopsida, Solanales, Solanaceae.